AUCACCCCCAUCAUGCCUCGAAAACGUUCACGGUUUGAACUUAGCGUCCAUAGCCUAUUAUUAUCGGCUGCAGUAUUGUCAGGUGCUGCCUCCGCCUCAGGCUACUAUCCGCCCUCUCAACAAGUUCCCAUCAUCCCGCCCCAGAUACCUUUGAAUGGGGCCGAGGCUACACCAAACACCCAUGAGUUUUCUCUGCGCCAUAUCUUUCACCGAGGUACCUAUGAACAACCCGACCUUCAUGCGAGACUCGACGUCAAGCCAGACACUCGCCUUCGAACUGUAUCCGAAGAUGGCUACGAAGAAGAAUAUAUUGCAUCAGAGUCCUCUCUUUUUGCUUCAUCCAGUCCUCUCACAAUACAACGGCUAGCCGAUCGGCGACUCCCGGUGAUUCAAGGUCACUUGGCAGCUGCGCAGUCUUCGGGCUUUGCGGCCGUCUCUCCACUAGAAUGGGUCAUGGACACAUUGCCUGGACCGAAUAUUACAAACAAGCAGACCAUCUUGACAUUUGCACAAAUGACUGCAAAUGACUAUAUUGAGGAGCCUGGAACAGGACAGUGGCACACUAUCAAUGGCAGAUUCAACUAUUCGGGGAGCUUUGGUUGGCAAAAGGAUGGACUGAGAGGGCACAUCUACUCCGAUAAGACAAACGCCACUGUUGUCAUUUCUCUGAAGGGCACUUCGCCCGCUCUUUUUGAUGGCGCCGGUACCACAACAAACGAUAAAGUCAACGAUAAUCUAUUCUUUAGUUGUUGCUGCGGCCAAGGAGGCUCAUAUCUAUGGAGACAAUCCUGCGAUUGCCAGAGUGCUACAUUCACGGCAAAUCUGACAUGCAUCGUCGAGUCCAUGACUGACGAAAACCGUUAUUACCGGGCAGCGAUCGACCUAUACUCUAACGUGACCGAGCUCUACCCGGAUGCAAAUAUUUGGAUGACAGGCCAUUCGCUGGGUGGUGCAAUGACAAGUCUGGUUGGAUUAACGUUUGGGUUGCCUGUGGUCACUUUCGAGGCCGUCCCAGAAGCAUUACCCGCAGCUCGACUUGGCCUCCCAAGUCCGCCGGGCUAUGACUCACGGUUUCCACAGUCGCGACAGUUCACUGGAGCCUACCACUUUGGACAUACAGCAGACCCAAUAUAUAUGGGAACCUGCAAUGGAAUCAACUCUAUCUGUACAUGGGGCGGCUAUGCAUUGGAGUCAGCAUGUCACACCGGCCAGGUGUGCACGUAUGACACUGUGGCAGACAAGGGCUGGCGUGUCGGUCUUGGAACCCACAAGAUUGAGAACGUGAUAUCUGAUGUUAUUUUGAAAUACGACAGUGUCCCCUCAUGUGUCGCAGAGGAAGAAUGCUUCGACUGUGAACUCUGGAAGUUCUUCCGAAGUAACGGUUCUGAGGUCACAACUACUACAACUACCACCACUACCACAUCUCCCUCCAGAACUUCUACGUGCAAGACCCCCGGGUGGUGGGGCUGUCUGGAUGAAAGCACAACCGCUACCACUACGACUACGACUUCACCGACAAACACUGCCACUACUACGACAUGCAUGACUCCUGGUUGGUUCGGGUGCAAUGAUCCUACUACCACAACAGCCACACCAGCACCCACAGUGACUACCACUUUUCCCACGGUGACUGCAACGACCAGCUGUCACGACCCAGGGUGGUUUGGCUGCCGUGACGGAACGAGCACGGUAGCUACGACUAUCACCAAUUCUACCUCGCCCACUUCCGCAACUUGUCAUAGCCCGGGAAAGAUCUGGGGAUGUUGGGAUGAGUCCACUAACACGCCUGCGAUCACCUUGGCGCCCGCUCCUACCAGCUAA
This is a messenger RNA of Penicillium samsonianum, 1821 nucleotides long. It is a transcript of the gene atg15, whose product is annotated as triglyceride lipase ATG15. The coding region runs from base 13 to 1821 and encodes 602 amino acids. The transcript is spliced from 2 exons. Gene Ontology annotation, molecular function: glycerophospholipase activity. Gene Ontology annotation, biological process: piecemeal microautophagy of the nucleus; multivesicular body membrane disassembly; macroautophagy. NCBI's taxonomy places the organism in Eukaryota, Fungi, Ascomycota, Eurotiomycetes, Eurotiales, Aspergillaceae. The record is from RefSeq and is a predicted model, not a curated record.